GGAGGGGGAAGACGCGUACGUACACCUACCAGGAGAAACAGCUUUUCAUCCCUUCUGAGGAACACAAACGCGCCCUUUUUUAUUCCCAUUAUUUUUCCUUUUCUCUCGGCACUUAGGCUACAACUUUAUUUUUAUUUUACUUUAUUAUUAUUAUUUUUUUUUAACCGAGCAGAGGAGGACCCGAACCGGUUAUACUGGGAGUUUCUUGGAGUCGCAGGGGGCUGGAGGUCGGAUCUUCUCGUCGUGUAAAUGGCUGAGGGGGGUCGACGCAGGACUGCGGAGUGAACUUGCAAGAUGUCGCAGUUUGUGGAGGCGUAAAAGAGGACUGUUAGUGCUGCAUUUAUUUAAAGAAAUAUCACUCUGCUGGCGUGACAGGAGGUGGUGAAAGAGGAAGGGAGAAGCUGCAGCUCCAGGAGGAUCUCGGUGUCGGGUUGUUCCUCCGGCUCGGAGAGAAACAGACCUGUGGAGACCGAGGCCGUCUUCUGUUUGGACGUCCGUCCAACGCUGUUUUCGUCUCUGAUAAGUUUCUUCUGUAGCCGCCAUCAUUCUGUGCUGUAAGGCUGACUCCAAGAUGUCUUCUAAUGGAGACCUCAGCGAGCUGGGGAGCUCUGACAGCUUCUGGGAGCCGGGGAACUACAAAAGGACGGUAAAGCGGAUUGACGAUGGCCACAGGCUGUGUAAUGAGCUGGUCAGCUGCUUCCAGGAGAGAGCUAAGAUAGAAAAGAACUACGCUCUUCAGCUGAGUGACUGGGCCAAGAGGUGGAGGGUGGUUGUGGAGAAAGGGCCACAGUAUGGCACACUGGAGAAGGCGUGGCAUGCCUUCAUGCAGGCGGCCGAUCGACUCAGCGAGCUGCACAUGGAGCUGCGGGAGCGGCUGGCGGGUGAAGACAGCGAGAACGUGCGCAGCUGGCAGAAAGAGGCCUUCCACAAGCAGAUGAUGGGCGGCUUCAGGGAGACAAAGGAAGCAGACGAUGGUUUUCGCAAAGCCCAGAAACCCUGGGUUCGCAAGCUGAAGGAGGUGGAGUCGACUAAGAAGAGCUACCAUCAGGCCAAGAAGGAGGAGUGGUCGGCAGCUUCCAGGGAGGCACACGCAAAGGCCGACCCGACCAAGUCACAGGAGGAAGUCCGCAAAUACACAGCCCGGGUGGAGCGCUGCAACCAGGAGGCCGAGAAAGCAAAGGAGCGCUACUCGAAGGCCCUGGAGGAGCUGAACCGCUGUAACCCCCGCUACAUGGAGGACAUGGAGCAGGUGUUCGACCUCACCCAAGAGGCUGAGCGCAAGAGGCUGCGUUUCUUUAAAGAUGUCUUGCUAGACAUCCACACACACCUCGACCUGUCCUCCAAAGAAGGUUUCAAAGACUUGUACCAGGACCUCGGCCAGGCCAUCCGUGCAGCCAACGACACUGAAGAUCUUAGAUGGUGGAGGAACACCCACGGACCGGGCAUGAGCAUGAACUGGCCCCAGUUUGAGGAGUGGUCUCCAGAGGCAAGUCGCUCCAUCAGCAAGAAGGAGCGCAGUGGACACUCUGAGGAGAACGUGGUGACGCUCACCAACAUUGUGUCCUCUAGUGGAGUUGAUGUCCCACCAAGUCCCAUUACCCUGGACACCAGCAGGGUGAAAGAUUAUUCAUCAGACUGGUCAGAUGAUGAAAGUCCUAAGAAGGUGGAGGUGAACGGUGUGGGGGAGGAUGAGGAAGAGCAGGUAGAGGGGGUGCGAGUCAAAGCGCUCUAUGAUUACACGGGCCAGGAGUCCGAUGAGCUCAGCUUUAAAGCAGGCGAGGAGCUGCUGAAGCUGGGAGAGGAGGAUGAGCAGGGCUGGUGUAAAGGACAGCUAAGCAACGGCCAGAUUGGCCUCUACCCCGCCAACUACGUGCAGGUCAGUGCGUCCUGAUGGCCCUCCCACUGUGGUCAUGCAAGAGCAAAACUGCAAUCAAGAAGCCAGGACUAAUACAAAGCUGUUAGUGCUGAAUUGUAGACCCACCCUUUUUGAAACCAUACAUUUUUGGGGUUGCUGACUGUAAAUUUUUUUUUUUUUUUUUUUUUAAAGCAUGUUUUUGAAAAUUCAAUGAGUGCAAAAGUCCCCUUUUUGUGAUGGGGGUGUUCACUCAAUAAGAGGUCAGCGGCACUGUUGAUUAAAAGAAGCUUUACAGGCAGAAAAGUAUCCAGAGGCCUGCCAAAGCAAACUGUACACAUGUUGUAAAACACGUAAGUGUAUUCACAUGAAAUAUUUGUUUUCUAAAGGGAUGUUUUAUUAAAGACCGAAUACUGAAUCAAAAAAGACAAAGACUAGGUGGAGAUGAGGUGAACAGCAACCAUCACAGCUGACUGCAAGUGUCUAACUCCGUAGAUUUCAGUGUAGUUUUUGAGUUUUCUUGGAUCCAGCAUCUAGAGGCCACGAGAGGAGCUCCACAGUUUCCUCUGCUCGCCUGUGGUGAAGAAAUAACAAAACCCAGUUAAACACUGACUGUGCCUUAGUCGCUAAGGUCUGGAAUAUGCUGCGCCGCCCUGCAGUCUGACUGAGGAAUUACAGCCUGUAUGUGUGCAGAGCCGCCCUGCUGUCCUGACUGAGGAAUUACAGCCUGUAUGUGUGCAGCGCCGCCCUGCUGUCCUGACUGAGGAAUUACAGCCUGUAUGUGUGCAGCGCCGCCCUGCUGUCUGACUGAGGAAUUACAGCCUGUAUGUGUGCAGCGCCGCCCUGCUGUCUGACUGAGGAAUUACAGCUGUCUGUCGGAUUGUAAUGAGCUCGUCCUUCGUCUAAACAUGGAAGAAAUCUUUAAAAUUUUGGGUACUUUAAAAAUAAAUUUGAUUAUGCAGGCAGCACUUGAUAGGUUUUCAUUUAGCUUGAUAAUUGUGGGCUUUGGUUACUUUUUAGACUCAUGUUUUAUUCGAUAGCUUUGUUCAUAUUAAGUCAAUUGAUUUUUGAGUAAGAACAAUUUAAACAGUUUCUACCUGUUUGUUUUUUUUAAGUCUAGCAUUUUGACUGUCAAGCCCACUUACUCUAACACUUUUCCUCCUGAUUAAUCAUUAGCCUGAUCAAAGCAGGUAAAGUUUACUGUUAGCUCUGGGUCAUUUUAACCUGUAUAUGGUGGUUUGUUGUUAGUCUGAUUUGUUAUGCUGGGAUCACAAUACAAAAUCAUCUCAGACAUCUAAGAAAUAAGUAAUGAGUUAAUAUUUUGUCUAAAUAUGUCAGGUUUGUUUUUUGUUUUUUUCAUGUUUAAAUUUGUGGCUUGAAUAUAAGGGAGUCUCUUCUUCCCCUGCUAAUCUUAGCCCUGCUACAGCUAACCCACAUAGAUGUUAAGAGAUGUUAGACAAAUGAAUGCUACUGCAUUGCUCUCCUUGGAUUCUUUCCUUUUCUUUCCAGAACUGUAACACACACAGUACUUACAGGGGGAAGCAACAAUAAAACGCUUUCUGCA
This is a messenger RNA of Archocentrus centrarchus (flier cichlid), 3416 nucleotides long. RefSeq names its product protein kinase C and casein kinase substrate in neurons 3 (gene pacsin3). Gene Ontology annotation, cellular component: plasma membrane; cytoplasm; endosome. Gene Ontology annotation, molecular function: phospholipid binding; protein binding. The transcript has 11 exons. The record is from RefSeq and is a predicted model, not a curated record. NCBI's taxonomy places the organism in Eukaryota, Metazoa, Chordata, Actinopteri, Cichliformes, Cichlidae. Bases 572 to 1891 code for a protein of 439 amino acids. Gene Ontology annotation, biological process: regulation of endocytosis; plasma membrane tubulation; cytoskeleton organization.